CGCGGAGUCGGGGUGCUCUGCCGGGCUGGGAGGGGCUUGUGCCUGAGCCCCGGGGUCCCCAUCCGCUGAGGAGAUGGAUGAGGAUGGGCUUCCUCUCAUGGGGUCAGGCAUAGACCUGACUAAGGUGCCGGCUAUUCAACAGAAAAGAACCGUGGCCUUUCUAAACCAGUUUGUGGUGCACACGGUGCAGUUUCUCAACCGGUUCUCCACCGUUUGUGAGGAGAAACUGGCAGACCUUUCUCUUCGUAUUCAACAAAUUGAAACAACUCUCAAUAUUUUAGAUGCAAAGCUGUCAUCUAUCCCAGGCCUAGAUGACGUCACAGUUGAAGUGUCUCCUCUAAGUGUCACUACUGUCCCAAAUGGAUCACAUUCUGGAAGCACUUCAGAGCAGCCACAGCAGGACAAUACACAAGACUCUGGACCACAGGAAAGUGAAGUUUCAUCAGAAAAUAUCUUAACCGUCGCCAGGGAUCCAAGAUAUGCCAGAUAUCUCAAGAUGGUUCAAGUGGGUGUUCCAGUGAUGGCGAUCAGAAACAAAAUGAUAUCAGAAGGGCUGGAUCCAGACCUCCUUGAGAACCCAGAUGCUCCAGUGCCUAAUGGUGCAGCUGAAAAAGCCAUAGGACACAGCUCAGACAGUGAGUCUUCCUUCAGUGACUGAACUGGAUUGGGAUGAACACUGCAUAGAUGUGUGGAUUUUACAUUCUGUGGCAGAGCGAGACUCUGGCUCGUAGGGACAAAAUCAUGAGCUGGAUGGCCACACACCUGCCCCAACCAUCCUGUUCAAAAAAUAAAAUGAAAUAAAGCUUUUAUAACCCCCCCAAUAUGCUUUGUUAACAAAAUAAA
Phodopus roborovskii (desert hamster) is the source of this 843-nucleotide messenger RNA. It is a transcript of the gene Washc3, whose product is annotated as WASH complex subunit 3. Lineage: Eukaryota; Metazoa; Chordata; Mammalia; Rodentia; Cricetidae. The record is from RefSeq and is a predicted model, not a curated record. Bases 74 to 658 code for a protein of 194 amino acids. The transcript has 7 exons. Gene Ontology annotation, cellular component: WASH complex. Gene Ontology annotation, biological process: actin filament polymerization; exocytosis.